Closterium sp. Yama58-4 is the source of this 720-nucleotide messenger RNA. The record is from the annotation of a GenBank genome assembly. Lineage: Eukaryota; Viridiplantae; Streptophyta; Zygnematophyceae; Desmidiales; Closteriaceae.
AUGGCAGAGUGCACUACGAGAUCGGGUGGAGCGGCGUCAAUUGAAGAUGCAGCGAGAGUUUUAGGAACAGGGACAUCACAACACGUAGUGACAUCGCUGGAAGCUGCGCCAUCCCGAGUCGCGGCGACAGCGCUAGACGCGGCGACUGCGCAAUACGCGGCGAAUACGCACGCGGCGACUGCGCAAGCACCGGCGACUGCGCAAGCACCGGCGACAUCGCAGGCACCGGCGACAUCGCAGGCACCGGCGACAUCGCAGGCACCGGCGACAUCGCAGGCACCGGCGACAUCAAAGCACCGGCGACACCGGCGACGCGCUCUGCAACAACGCUAUCUGCGGGGACACCGGCGACGCAUCCCCUACGCCAUCAGAUCCCCUGCUUGCCUCCACACGAAUGACACCGGCAGUGGCGGCGACCGACCCGAUCAGAAGCGGCGACGGGAAACCACCAUAGGCCGUGACGGAAACACGUCUUCCAAGAAGCAGCAGCAUCUGCGGAGGGCGUAUGACGGGAGGCGUUGGAGGGUGACUCAACACGCAGCAAGGUUCAGGAUGAGUAGCAGCUGUCCUCGAAGCGACGACGCUGGCUUCGACUCGCUACAAGCGCUUAAGGGGCACCUAAGCAGGACCAAAUGCAGAGGCGAGAAGUCACAGCCAAGCCGGACAGGAAUGUCAACUGAGCCCGGCUCAUCCAAGCGUGCACGGCUCAUCAACGAGUAG